CUUAUCUACGUUUAGUUCGCUUGAGGCUUUCCUAUAGAUAACACGUUACUCGAAGUCGGAGGCUAUCGCGUUAAUUCCAUUGUAUGGUGUAGUUUAAAGACUCUUAAUUCGAACUCUAGAAAACAUGGAAGCGAUUAAGCAUAAAAUCUUCAAUAUCUACUAUUUUUACAUGCUUUGGAUGUUUUGUACAGAAUUGAUUUUGGUGAAUGCAUCUGAAGAGCAAUCAUUUGAACCAAAGUUAAUGCCAUCGGUCAAUGAAGUAAUGCACUCUGAAAAUGACACGUAUAUUGUUUCAUGUGCUGGCGAUGGAGUUCGUGUGAGAUGGUUUGAUCCCAAUAAUAAAUGGAUUGAUCCAAUGGAUCGAGGUCAUGUUCAUGUUGAAGAACGAAAUAGUGAAUCGUUAUUGAUUUUUACAUCCAUAUCACCAGAGGAUAGGGGAAAUUGGACGUGUCAAGCAGAAAAUAAUACACGAAGGGCUGGAUUCAAUAUGAUUGUUUACAAGCCAAUAACUUUUCUCGAUUCGCAAAAUGUUCAAAGUGUAAAAGAAAAUGAUGAUGCAGUCAUAAAGUGUAUGGUUGACGGCGAUCCUGAGCCAAGUAUUUCUUGGUAUUACAAUGGCCAACCAUUAAAUCUUGAUGGAAACAAAUAUCGUGGCCUAGCUGACGGCCUGUUAAUCAAAGAAGUACAAAAAGGAGAGGAAGGAGAGUACACUUGUUCCGCAUUUCAAAUAUCAUCUGCAAAAAGUAAUAUUGAAGAGAAAACAAUUCGUUUAAAUAUUCAGCACAAACCUAUUAUACCUGUUCAUCGAGAGAGUGCUGAUGUUCAAUACGGGUAUCUCAAAGGAUAUGUGGAUAUCAUAUGCGAAGCCGAAGCAGAACCACCAGCUACAUUUCGUUGGUAUCGCAAUAAACAACGUUUGGAUCCAGGAGAGUAUGAAAUUAGUUAUGGUGAACAUAGCUCCACUCUACGGAUUCUCUUGAGUGAUGGGGAUCAAUUUGGAGCAUACGUUUGUGAGAGCUCUAAUAGUUUGGGAACAUUGAAAAGAGACAUAGUGUUGGUAAAUGGAACAAAACCUAAUCCACCUCCAUACAUAACAUUACGUGGUGUAAAUUCUAAUACUUUUGAUUUGGACGUUGGUGCAAAGAAAAUUGGUGAACCCGACGAAAUGGAUGUUAUUGGCUAUCGAUUUGAAAUUAUCUCAAAAGAGGAACAUCAGAAUGAGAGCAAAUGGUUGAAUGCACGCGUUGUCAAGAAAGAUUUUACAGAAGGUGUCACAUAUUUAAUCAAUAACUUAUCACCGAACACAACAUACUUGAUUCGUGUUGCAUCGGUAAAUCGCGCCGGCAUGUCGGAGUGGCUUGGUCCAAGGGAGUUCGAAACACAUGCAAAGGAAGGUUUCGGACACACAUCUACAUCAACACAUUCCGGAUCACAACACAAUGUUGUGGCAAUGAAUCUUAUUCAUCUGUUGAUAUUUUACAUAGCUUAUGAAUUUUUCAGUCUAACCUAAUGGACCUAGAUUCGACAGAUAUUCAAUUUUUAAAUGUUUUACUAUUACUAUACAUGGAUAAGCUGUUUUUAAUGAAAUUGAGGAAAUGCCUCCAUAUAACGACAUCGAAUAAUUGCAGUACACACAAUAGAUUUUUGCCUGACAGUUAAUAAUAAUAAAAAUAAAUUGAAGCAAUGGAAUUUUAACUAAUAUUCCGCUAAGUCACUUGCAUACAAUUGAAACUGAGCUAUAACUUUUUUCAAUUGAAGCGGAUAUAUUUAUCAUACAUAUUUAAUGGAAUGCCUUUUACGCUCUUUGAAAAAAACCG
Contarinia nasturtii (swede midge) is the source of this 1817-nucleotide messenger RNA. RefSeq names its product neural cell adhesion molecule 2-like. Lineage: Eukaryota; Metazoa; Arthropoda; Insecta; Diptera; Cecidomyiidae. The record is from RefSeq and is a predicted model, not a curated record. Gene Ontology annotation, molecular function: protein binding. Gene Ontology annotation, biological process: cell-cell adhesion. Gene Ontology annotation, cellular component: membrane. The transcript is spliced from 11 exons. Bases 125 to 1510 code for a protein of 461 amino acids.